AUGGAGGGCAGAGGUUUGCACCACCCUUCCUCAGUCUUAACAUCAGAACUAUCUGCUAUAUAUUGUGCGCUUCUAUUUACAUCAAAUCUAUGCCAUAAAAAAUUUAUAAUUUAUACACACUCGUACAGUGCUUUGAAACUUUUAGAGUCUGCUUCCAGCACUCACAGUCAUGUUGUUGUAUAUAUUCUCAAGUUAACUUUAAAGUUGAAAAAGCGUGGUUACGAAAUUCUGUACUGCUGGGUCCCUGGCCAUGUUGGUAUCAGGGGAAACGAACUGGCAGAUAUCGCAGCCAAAUCUGCUGUUGAUUUGUGCAACCAGCAUGUUCCUCUGACGGAUAUUAAGAAGGUUGUCAAGAGAAAAAUCCUAGAGAAGUGGCAGCUAUUGUGGGAUGCUCAGGUACUCAAUAAACUACAAAGCGUGAAACCUCUAAUUGAGUAUUGGGACUCCUUACGAAACCGGAGGGAGGAAGUGAUGUUAACACGUCUAAGGAUUGAUCACUCUCGUGUCCCAUACAGCUACCUGUUAAAGACCGAGAUUGAAAUUGUUUGUUCUUUCUGUGGGAGUAUUCUGACAGUUCGACACUUUUUAGUUGACUGCGUGUAUUUUAACUCACCUCGUUUAAAGUAUUUUAAUGGCUCUGAAUUGCCUCUUGACCGAAUAAUCAGGAAAGAUGUCAAUACUAAUUUAUUUUAG
Messenger RNA from Stegodyphus dumicola, 693 nucleotides. RefSeq lists its product as uncharacterized. The record is from RefSeq and is a predicted model, not a curated record. NCBI's taxonomy places the organism in Eukaryota, Metazoa, Arthropoda, Arachnida, Araneae, Eresidae.